This is a messenger RNA of Orycteropus afer afer, 976 nucleotides long. It is a transcript of the gene EPYC, whose product is annotated as epiphycan. Gene Ontology annotation, molecular function: protein binding. The record is from RefSeq and is a predicted model, not a curated record. Lineage: Eukaryota; Metazoa; Chordata; Mammalia; Tubulidentata; Orycteropodidae.
GAAAGUUUGAAAAAUGGAAACCUUAGCAAGACUUGCUCUGGGACUCAUCAUCUUUGAUGCUGCUGUGGCUGCUCCCACCCUAGAGUCCAUCAACUAUGACUCAGAAACUUAUGCCACUUUGGAAGACCUGGACCAAUUAUACAACUAUGAAAACAUACCCAUUGAUCAAGCUGAGAUUGAAAUAGGGACAGUGGUGCCUUCAGGGAACAAAGAGCUCCUGACCCCACCACCAUUGCCUAAGGAAGAGGACGGUGAAGAGGAGGAGGAGUCCACCCCCAGGCUGAUCGAUGGCUCUUCUCCACAGGAGCCUGAGUUCCCUGGUGUUUUGGGCCCCCACACCAAUGAAGACUUUCCUACCUGCCUUCUGUGUGCUUGUAUAAGUACCACCGUAUACUGUGAUGACCAUGAACUUGAUGCUAUUCCUCCACUGCCCAAGAAUACUGCUUAUUUCUAUUCCCGCUUUAACAGAAUUAAAAAGAUCAACAAAAACGACUUUGCAAGCCUAAGUGAUUUAAAAAGAAUUGAUCUGACAUCAAAUUUAAUAUCUGAAAUUGAUGAAGAUGCAUUCAGAAAGCUGCCUCAGCUUCGAGAGCUUGUCCUGCGAGACAACAAAAUAAGGCAGCUCCCAGAACUGCCAAACACUUUGAUGUUUAUUGAUAUUAGCAACAAUAGACUUGGGAGAAAAGGGAUAAAGCAAGAAGCAUUUAAAGAUAUGUAUGAUCUCCAUCAUCUCUACCUUACUGAUAACAAUUUGGACCACAUCCCUCUGCCACUUCCAGAAAACCUACGGGCCCUUCACCUCCAGAACAACAACAUCUUGGAGAUGCAUGAAGAUACCUUCUGCAAUAUUAAAAAUUUGACUUACAUUCGUAAGGCACUGGAGGACAUUCGAUUGGAUGGAAACCCAAUCAAUCUCAGCAAAACUCCUCAAGCGUAUAUGUGUCUACCUCGUUUGCCAGUUGGUAGUCUUGUCUAA